AUGUCACUUCAUCUGUACAGGGUCUUUUUCGUCUUGUUAUAUUUUAUGAAUCUGCAUGCCAAUGGGAGCAUCGUUAGGCUACCCUGUAAAAUGCAAAUGAAUUUCGACAUUGUAUUGCCCAAUAUUGCACUUGCCAACACUGCUCUUAGCACGUAUACGAACACCAACCGAAGGCAGUGUUGUCUGCACUGCCUUUCACACCCAAAAUGCAAAUCUGCUAAUCACAACAAGGAUACCGGGCUCUGUGAAAUAUUUGAUAUUGGAUUUCUUGCUGUUAUUCAAAAAUUAACCGAAAAGGCUGGUUGGACAUUUCUUGGCACUACGGAUGAGGAAAAUACUUGCUUUUCCAAGCCAAAUCCUUGUAAAAAUGGUGGUGUCUGCAAAGAAAGUUGUAAUACAGCAGGAUACGAGUGUUCUUGUCCCAAAGGCUUUUACGGAGACAACUGUCAAGAUGACCUGAUGUCAUUGCUUAGCAAGUUCUGCAGUUUAGUGUUGCAUGGUACGUUGCCUCGUUUUGACGGGAGCUCUCAAAAUCUUGAUGGCUAUCAAUGGCGUUGCUACAAAGUUCCAACACUACGCGCAGAUAAGUUGUUAUGGGCUGGUUCUUUGACUGAAUACUUCACAAGAACAUACUUGGCCUCCAUAAUCAGUCAACAUGUUCAAGCUGAAGAAUACAAAGUCGGAUCGUUGAAUGCUUCUUGUUCAGAAACAUGCGCAGGCUUGGGGAAAUCCUGUAAUCCAGCAAUCAACACGCUCAACUCAGUUUACAUGUUUAAAAUGGCCGGGACUGUUUGCAAAUACCCAAGAACAGCAUCCGACGUAUUGUCUGCCUACUACCAGAACAAAGAAGAUCCUUUCUACUUGCCAUCUACGGGUAUUUGCUAUGGGUUUGCUAGAGUUCCAGUCAAUAUCGAUUGUGCAGCCAAGCAUCAUGAAAGGCAGCGACUCUGCAGAUGCACUUGAGCUACAUAUUUAUUAAGCACCGUGUAUGUACCGGGCUAUUAUGGACCGGGUUUAAAUUAACUGGGCUUUAGUGCACCGGGUUUUUAAUAUACAUUUGACAUCCGCUAUCUCGAACUCUGAAGGGAAACGGAAAGUUGUUCGAGAAAGCGAAUGUUCGAGUUAUCGGAUGACCCCGAAAAAUCCAAUUUUUUCAUAUUUGGAAGUUUUAACAGGCAGCAAUAAAGGAUAUGUAGUCACUAAUACAAAAUUACAAGUCAAACUAAAUCAUUGAGAAAAAUAAGCAUCUAAUGUCAUUUGUUUUCUCUUUCUAACCAGUUCCUUCUCUAUAACACCAUUUAUUUUAACGAAAUGCUCACGGAGCACUUCUCCAUUCUCUGAGAAUAGGCAAUAUCUUGAUAUUACCUCUAUCGCAUCUCUUAUUUUGUCCGUUGUUGGCUUUGUCAAAGGGUUGUCGUUGCUUUCUUGGCUGUCCUCUUGGCUGUCUUCUUGGCUGUCCUCAACUUCAACAACUUCUUUACCAAUUAGCUCAGCUAUGAUAUCAUCUUCAGUUGUCAAUGCUGCUCUUGCUAAGACUUGGUCGUCGCAGUCAAUAAAUUCCUCUGCAUUUGUUUUUUCUGGAGCAAUUUCUUGAACUCUUCUUUGCAGUUUCGUCAAUGCUUUCACCAAGUUUUCAAAAGGGCCAUCUUCAUCUGAUGCUGCUUGAUGUUGAUUUUCGGAAGAAAGGCCAGCUUUGGCAAAGCAGUUAACGAUUGUCGUUUCAGAUACCAUAGACCACGAUGCAGCUAAUGUGUCCUUUGCAUCCAAAAUGCUAAUUUUUGGUACUUUUGUUGAUCAAUUGCUCUGAUGUAUUUCUGCACCAAAACUGUUCGGUUCUUUGCCUUUAAACUUCGGAUUACCCCUUGAUCCAUUGGCUAUGUCUUAGAUGUUGUGUUUUGCGGCAGAAACACAAGCUUGAUUGCUUUCAGGUUUUCUACUUCUGGAUGUGGUGGACAGUUGUCGACAACAAGAGCAACCUUUCGUUUCUGUGCCAGAAAUUUGUUGUCCAGUACUUCUACCCAUUCUUGAAACAACUCACCACUCAUCCAGCUUUUUUUCUGAUGUCUAUAACGGUAUGGCAAAGACCUAAUCUCAUUGAAGCAUCUUGGCUUCUUUUUAUUUUUCAAUUACAAACAUGAGAAGCAUUCUCCAAUACCACUGGAUCUGCCAUUCCAGUCAGGUGGACUUUGCUGUGCUGUGCUUACCUCCAAUGCAAGCUUCAGACUUCAAAUGCAUUGACUUGUCAGGCAUACACUGAUAGAACAGCCCAAACUCAUCUGCAUUAUAAAUAUCUUAAAGUUUGUACUGUGACAGGAGAUUGGCGAAAAACUUAGAACUGCAAUAGAACCUGAUUAUAUUAUGGAUAAGUAUGCCGUUUGCGUUUCAAAAAUCAAUGACGUUGUCGGUCUACUACGAAAGGGAAAAUGAGAAAUUUGCGAAAACAAUCUUUUUUUCUUGAGAGCUGAUCAGUACAGUUAUUGUCAUGCAGUUUUGAAAGAGAAACCUGUAAACUUAGGUGAUGGUGAUGGCAUGCAGGUCCCUUGCACAUUGAUAAUAGAAGGGUCAAAACGUUCUAUUGUCAGACUGCUAGAACAGUUAUCACUAACUUAAUAAAACAUUUAAAUUGUAUUAUAAAACUGUCUUUUUAAUCUGUUAACUGUCAUCUGCCGUUUAAACAGAUAUUUUACACGUAUUUUUAAUUUUCUCACAUAACUUAAAACAAAAAAGUUCGAGAUAGCGAACACUUUUGGUCCAAGGGAAGCAGAAAACGGUUCGACAUAACGAAUAGCGAGCAGUCGAGAUAGCAAACGGUUUUUCUAUACGUACCCCCGUAGCAAAACCAAGAGAAACAGAAAUUGGUUUGAAAUAGCGAAUGUUCGAGAUAGCGGGCAGUCGAGAUAGCGGAUGUCAACUGUACAUAGGGUUUUAAUGGACUGAGUUAUAAUGCACAGGCUUUUAUGUACCGGGUUUUUUUGAUUAGGAACAAAAUGGUGAAUACUAAUUCGAAGAUCAAUUCGCCAUUUCCCUGAUUCAUAGCAAUGUUCAGUCAUAGAUUAAAAUGCACGGCACCUGGAAAUGAAACCUUACUUAUAUCUUUCAGUACAGGGGUUAUUCUAAAAUGGUUUUGUUGCCGUUUUGUGGAAUUGUGAAUCUUAUUUAUGGUGUAUGUAUGUUUAAUUUUGUCAUCAAAUAAAUUACAAUUUAAAAUUAAGAGAAAGAAAAAGAUCUGAUUACAGAUAUAUAAAAUUUACUAAAAACACCCCAGGUUAAAAAAUGGCAGGAAUAGCAUUAAAAAGGUCAAUACGAUCUUUAUUCCAUAAUGGUCUCUCCAGAGGUGUUAUAAAAAAAUGUGAAAGUGAUUUCAAUUUUGUGAUGCUGUAAAAAUCAAGCAUCUUGAAUAAUUUUUCAGAGCAUGUAGAAACCGUCGGGAAAACAAAAAGAAAGUCAAAUUCAAACAGCAGAUCAAAACAAAAGCUUAAAGUUAAAGAAGAAUUAUACUAAAUAGUCAUUCAUUCCUUAACCUAAAACACUUUAGCCUUUGAUCUUGGCUGUUUUUCUUCCUUUCAUCCUUAUCUAUCACACCACCCUCUAUUCCCUGUAAAUAUUUUCUGUCUCCAAUGCCAAUGUUAUCAAUGCAAUCAAACGACAGACUGUGAGAUCAGUUGUUUUCGUUCUACCGUUGUUUCGGUCCCUUUAUUCAGUACAAUUUUAAUGCUUUACAAAAAAUUACCAGUACUUUAAUUUCUGGUGUCGUGAAUUUUUCUUUGAAUAACCCCUGUUUCAGUAGCAAACUUCAAUAUAUAAAGUUCAUGGUAUAAAAAAGUAAAGUCUGAUUUUUUUGCUUUUUAUAAAAUUUAACCUUUUUUGUUAUUCUAAUAUAUCUAUC
Messenger RNA from Rhopilema esculentum, 3886 nucleotides. NCBI's taxonomy places the organism in Eukaryota, Metazoa, Cnidaria, Scyphozoa, Rhizostomeae, Rhizostomatidae. The record is from RefSeq and is a predicted model, not a curated record.